GUGAUAUUUCAGUUAUCUGUUGCUAAGUAACAAACCACCCUAACUUAGUGGCUUAUAAAAGUGAUGAUUUGUUACUUUUGUGAUUCUGUGGGCUUCCGGGGGGUCUUUCUGCUGGUCCUACCUCAGCUCUCCCUUGUGGCUGCAGGUCCCUGGCAGCCAGGCUGGCUGGAAUGUUCGAGCUGACCUCACUCACACAUGUGGCAGCAGAUGCCAAGAGGCUGGGACAGUUGGUGCCUCUUCAUGUGUCUUCUCAUCCCCCAGUAGAGAACUUUUACAGCAGAACACGGAGCAGAGUGGCCUGCCAGAAGGGGAAGAAUGUCCAUUCACAGAAAGAAGCGGCGGCUGCAGCAGGUGUGUGCAGCUGUGACCAGGGGACAGGCACAAAGACGUCUAUUGCAGCACAGUUGGGCCCGAACCUUCAAAGUUCAAGGAGGGAAAUGGAUGACUCCACAGGGGAGCAGUCACGCCUUUCUCGCCUUAAGACCAGAGACGAAAUGAAACUGAAGGCGACAGUCUCCAUCCUCCCCCAGAAGGAAAGCCCCUCCGUCCGCUUCUCCAAAGAUGGAAAGCUGCUGGCCGUGACUCUGCUGCUGGCCCUGCUGUCCUGCUGCCUCACGGUGCUGUCCUUCUGCCGUGUGGCUUCCCUGCAAGCGGAGCUGGGAAGGCUCCGGGCGGAGCUGCGGGAGCUGCCCGGCGCCCCCCAGGCGGGAGCCGCAGCCCCCGGGGCCGCCCUGCAGGAGGCUGCAGCCACCACCUCCGCCCUGAAAGGGAGCUUUGCGCUACCAGCUCCAGGAGAAAGCAACUCCAGCCAAAGCAGCAGGAGUAAGCGUGGCCUGCAGGAUGCAGAAGAAACAGUCACUCAAGACUGCUUGCAAUUGAUUGCAGACAGUGACACGCCUACCAUACGAAAAGGAGCUUACACAUUUGUUCCGUGGCUUCUCAGCUUUAAAAGAGGAAGAGCCCUAGAAGAAAAAGAGAACAAAAUAUUGGUCAAAGAAACGGGUUACUUCUUUAUAUACGGGCAGGUUUUGUACACCGAUAACACCUUUGCCAUGGGACACCUAAUACAGAGGAAAAAAGUCCAUGUCUUUGGGGACGAAUUGAGUCUGGUGACUUUGUUCCGAUGUAUUCAAAAUAUGCCUGAAACACUACCCAAUAAUUCCUGUUAUUCAGCUGGCAUCGCAAAGCUGGAGGAAGGAGAUGAACUCCAACUGGCAAUACCACGCGAAGAUGCUAAAAUAUCCCGGGAUGGAGACGGCACGUUUUUUGGUGCGCUGAAACUUCUGUGACCUACUUACACACCUUGGUGUGGCUGUUUUCCUCCCUUUCUUUGUACCUCUAAAGAGAAAACACUUAACUGGAAAUACUAAAAGGAAAAAAAUAAAAGGUAGUUACCAUAGCCUGGUUUGCUGAAACUAGACCAAAACAGGAAAUUUAACAGACAACCACAGCCAAAGGGUGUCAUGUGAAUUACAAGAACUAGAGCCCGUUUAAGGAAAAAUAGAACUAGGAAGACUUUUCACUAUAAUGCCAUGUUGAACACCUUAGUCAUAGUUUCUUACCUUGGAAGAAGCACAAGAUUCAAAGGGGCAGUAAUCAUUUCUUCAAAAAUGGUAUCCCACUGUUUGCUAUGGAACAGCGCCCAUGCCUGUAGGACAUUAAGACAUUUGGGGGAAAUCUCAGGAUUUAUCCUCUAUUUUUAUGUUAAAUACCGUUUCUCCUUUUUCAGUUAAUAUUGAG
This is a messenger RNA of Physeter macrocephalus (sperm whale), 1740 nucleotides long. It is a transcript of the gene TNFSF13B, whose product is annotated as TNF superfamily member 13b. Gene Ontology annotation, biological process: immune response; positive regulation of B cell proliferation. The transcript is spliced from 9 exons. The record is from RefSeq and is a predicted model, not a curated record. NCBI's taxonomy places the organism in Eukaryota, Metazoa, Chordata, Mammalia, Artiodactyla, Physeteridae. Gene Ontology annotation, cellular component: membrane. Bases 171 to 1289 code for a protein of 372 amino acids. Gene Ontology annotation, molecular function: tumor necrosis factor receptor binding; receptor ligand activity.